AUGAUCACAAAGGCGAGUUUUAUGAUCCUCAUAUCCACCUUGAUAGUAGUGGUCAGCUCGCUCCCCGGUUGGGGUGCCGAUGAAAUCAGCAACAAGGAACAGUCCGCUGACCGGCUUGUGUUCGCGCACUUCAUGAUUGGAAUCACGAGUGAUAGAAGGAGUGCUUAUGACUACGAUGACGAUAUGAAGCGGGCGAGCUCGCUCGGAAUCGAUGCAUUUGCAUUAAAUAUUGGUGUAGACCCCUACACUGAUCAACAGCUACAGUUUGCAUACGCGUCUGCCUCUCGAAAUUCUAUGAAAGUGUUCUUGUCCUUUGACUUUAAUUGGUGGCACACGGCGCAAGUAAACGAAAUUGGUCAAAAGAUCACUCAAUAUGCCAGCCUACCAGCUCAGCUCAUGGUGGAGAACAAGAUUUUUGUCUCCUCAUUUGCCGGUGACGAAUUGAAUGUUGCUGCCCUUCGAGCUGCAGUAGGCAAGCCAAUAUUCUUCGCACCUAAUUUUCACCCAUCCUAUGGGACUGACAUAUCUACUGUGGACGGUCUUCUGAACUGGAUGGCAUGGCCAAACAAUGGCCAAAAUAAAGCUCCUACUCCCGGUCACAAUAUAUCUGUCGCAGAUGGCGACCGGGAAUAUGUCAAUGCGCUGGGUGGAAAAGCAUAUGUUGCACCCGCAUCGCCUUGGUUCUUCACUCAUUUUGGCCCCGAAGUAUCCUAUAGCAAGAACUGGGCUUUUCCGUCUGACCUUCUAUGGUAUGAUCGAUGGAAUGAAAUUCUGACUUUAGGACCUCGCUUCGUUGAAAUCGUGACAUGGAAUGACUACGGCGAAUCUCACUACAUCGGGCCUCUUCAGUCUCCCCAUACAGACGACGGUGCCUCUAAAUGGGUCAAUGACAUGCCCCAUGAUGGAUGGCUUGAUAUUUCUAAGCCCUUUAUUGCGGCAUUCAAAGACGGUGCGUCUUCAGUAAACAGCUAUAUCAAAUCCGAUGAGCUCAUCUACUGGUAUCGACCGGCUCCACGAAAUGUCAACUGUGACUCGACAGACACCUGUAUGGUUCCCGCAAAUAACGCGAGUGGGAACUAUUUCUUUGGUCGACCCAACGGCUGGGACUCCAUGGAAGAUUCAGUCUUUGUGGUGUCUUUGCUGACGGCCCCCGCUUCCAUUAAUGUCAACAGUGGAGGCACAGUUUACACUUACGAUGCUCCAAGUGGAGCAUCCGCCAAAGCUAUCCCUAUGAACGUAGGUGUCCAAAGCUUCUCCGUCUCUCGCAAUGGGGCGAACAUUCUAUCUGGAACUAGCUUGAAGCCUAUCAUUGAUGGCUGCGUGUGCGGUCUAUACAACUUCAAUGCAUACGACUUGCGAAGCAUCACCAUCGCUAGGGACGGUGCCUCCUACUGCAAGUAUCACCUCAACUACAACUAUUUCUACCUCUACCAUAUCUACCAUAUCUACCACAUCUACCACCACGAGCACAAUCACUAG
Messenger RNA from Penicillium cataractarum, 1479 nucleotides. Its product is annotated as glycoside hydrolase family 71 protein. Bases 1 to 1479 code for a protein of 492 amino acids. The transcript is spliced from 5 exons. Gene Ontology annotation, molecular function: glucan endo-1,3-alpha-glucosidase activity. Gene Ontology annotation, biological process: mating projection tip cell wall disassembly. NCBI's taxonomy places the organism in Eukaryota, Fungi, Ascomycota, Eurotiomycetes, Eurotiales, Aspergillaceae. The record is from RefSeq and is a predicted model, not a curated record.